This is a messenger RNA of Cynara cardunculus var. scolymus (artichoke), 1038 nucleotides long. RefSeq names its product zinc finger MYM-type protein 1-like. Gene Ontology annotation, molecular function: protein dimerization activity. Lineage: Eukaryota; Viridiplantae; Streptophyta; Magnoliopsida; Asterales; Asteraceae. The record is from RefSeq and is a predicted model, not a curated record. The transcript is spliced from 2 exons. The coding region runs from base 1 to 1038 and encodes 345 amino acids.
AUGGAUAGAGCUUUUUGUUUGUGUUGUUAUUUGUUUAGAGAUCAUUACGUAGGACAAUGUGGGAGUGAUGCUUUCGUGACAUAUGGUUUUAAUAGUUGGAAUAAAACGGAAAGAUUUGGUCUUCAUGUCGGCGACAUCAAUAGUUUUCAUAAUAGAGCACUUAAGAAAAGUGAGGAUCUAAUGAGCCAAGAUCGAUCUAUUGCUGCUGCCUUUCAUAAGCAAACUGAGAAAGAGAAAAAUGAGCACCGAAUAAGAUUAGAUGCUUCAAUUAAGACCUGUAGGUUCUUGUUGAAGAAUGCAUUGCCCUUUCGUGGUCACGAUGAAUCUGAAAUGUCGAUCUUUAAAGGCAUGUUCUUGGAAACAUUAGCCGUAAUUGGUGAUUGCAAUGAGAAUGUAGCAAAUGGUAUUAAGGCUUUGGAUAUGGAAGGCCGUUAUUCAAAAAACGGAAGACAAAGGACCAACAUCACCAAUUGUCAUUAUUACAAGUUUGAUAUUUUCAACACUGUUGUGGACAUGCAAAUUCAAGAGUUUGGGGAUCGAUUUAGUGAGGUAAGUACUGAAUUGCUAAAAAAAAUAGCAGCUUUGAGCCCAUGCGAUUCAUUUUCGCAAUUCAAUGUAUCAGAUUUCUUGAAGUUGAGUGAGUUGUAUCCUCAAGAUUUUAGUCAUAUGGAAAGGAUCGCUCUUGAGAAACAACUUAACAUGUACUAUUUGAUUGUGCGUCAAGAUGAAAGAUUUGCCAAUUUGAGUGGUAUUGCCGAGCUCGCUAGACUGCUAGUGGAAACAAAAAAGCAUCAAACUUAUCCUCUAGUCUAUCGGUUAUUGAAGCUGGCUUUGGUUUUUCCAGUUGCUACUGCAACAGUCGAAAGAUGUUUUUCUUCUAKGAAGAUUGUGAAGUCAGAUUUGCGCAACAAAAUCGGUGAUGAAUUUUUGAAUGCUGCAAUGAUAUGUACUAUAGAAAAAGAAGCACUUCUCGCAGUUUCAAAUGAUGAUGUAAUUACGCAAUUUCAAAAGAUGAAGAGUCGUAGGGCACAGUUGUAA